GCCCGCGAGCCGCGGACCGGGCAUGGGCGGGCGGCUGUCGGCGGAGGGCGGCUGAGGGCGGCCAAGGGUCCGCGCGGUGACCUCCUGUCGCCGCGCGCGCCCCUCCAGUGAGCCUGUUCGCGACGGGGACCAAGCCUGCAGGCUGCAGAGACCCGGCUCCGCGGCGGCGGCGUGAGCCUCUCGCUGUCCGGCUCUUCGCAGGACUGAGCGGGUGGCGCUGUCCCGGCGCGAUGCGCUGAGCGCGCAGAGGGCCGAGCGCCCGGUUCCACAGCUGCACCCAGAGCCGACCCCAUGGAACCAGCAGGCACCCGGCGGAGCCUGUUGGCGCCGCCGCCUGGGCUUCUGCUGCUGCUGCUCCUGCAGGUGGCGGGGCCGGCGGGCGCCCUGGCAGAGACCCUCCUAGACACGCCAAAGGCCAAGGGCACCAGCUCCAGCCAGCCUAGCCCAGCGAGUGUGGUGGCUCCGGGAACCACGCCGUUUGAGGAAAGCCGUCUGCCGGUGUUCACCCUGGAUUACCCCCACGUGCAGAUCCCCUUCGAGAUCACCCUGUGGAUCCUGCUGGCCUCCCUGGCCAAGAUCGGCUUCCAUCUCUACCACAAACUGCCCACCAUCGUGCCGGAGAGCUGCCUUCUCAUAAUGGUGGGCCUGCUGCUGGGCGGGAUCAUCUUCGGCGUGGAUGAGAAGUCGCCCCCUGCCAUGAAGACCGACGUGUUCUUCCUGUACCUCCUGCCGCCCAUUGUGCUGGACGCUGGCUACUUCAUGCCCACUCGCCCCUUCUUUGAGAACAUAGGCACUAUUUUCUGGUAUGCGGUGGUCGGAACGCUCUGGAACUCCAUCGGCAUCGGCGUGUCCCUGUUUGGCAUCUGCCAGAUCGAGGCCUUCGGCCUGAGCGACAUCACCCUGCUGCAGAACCUGCUCUUCGGCAGUUUGAUCUCGGCCGUGGACCCCGUGGCGGUGCUGGCUGUCUUCGAGAACAUCCAUGUCAACGAGCAGCUCUACAUCCUGGUCUUCGGGGAGUCCCUGCUGAACGAUGCGGUCACCGUGGUCCUCUACAACUUGUUCAAGUCCUUUUGCCAGAUGAAGACCAUUGAGACCAUUGACGUGUUUGCGGGAAUUGCGAACUUCUUCGUGGUGGGAAUUGGCGGCGUGCUGAUUGGCAUCUUCCUGGGAUUUAUUGCAGCAUUUACCACCCGCUUCACACACAACAUCCGUGUGAUUGAACCGCUCUUUGUCUUCCUGUACAGCUACUUGUCCUACAUCACCGCCGAAAUGUUCCAUCUCUCAGGCAUCAUGGCAAUCACAGCUUGUGCAAUGACUAUGAAUAAGUAUGUGGAAGAAAAUGUGUCCCAGAAGUCCUACACGACCAUCAAGUAUUUCAUGAAGAUGCUGAGCAGCGUCAGCGAGACCCUCAUCUUCAUCUUCAUGGGCGUGUCCACUGUUGGCAAGAACCACGAGUGGAACUGGGCCUUCGUCUGCUUCACCCUGGCCUUCUGUCUGAUCUGGCGAGCACUGGGUGUCUUUGUCCUGACUCAGGUCAUUAACUGGUUCCGGACCAUUCCCCUGACCUUCAAGGACCAGUUCAUCAUUGCCUAUGGAGGUCUCCGCGGGGCCAUCUGCUUUGCCCUGGUGUUCCUCCUUCCUGCCGCCGUGUUCCCUCGGAAGAAGCUCUUCAUUACGGCUGCCAUUGUCGUCAUAUUCUUCACUGUCUUCAUCCUGGGAAUAACCAUUCGGCCUCUGGUGGAGUUUCUUGAUGUUAAGAGAUCCAAUAAGAAGCAACAAGCUGUCAGUGAAGAAAUCCAUUGCCGGUUUUUUGACCAUGUGAAGACUGGAAUUGAAGACGUUUGUGGACACUGGGGUCACAACUUUUGGAGAGACAAGUUUAAGAAAUUUGAUGAUAAAUAUCUUCGGAAGCUUUUGAUUCGGGAAAACCAACCCAAGUCAAGCAUUGUGUCCUUAUAUAAAAAACUUGAAAUAAAACAUGCCAUUGAGAUGGCAGAGACUGGAAUGAUAAGUACUGUCCCCUCUUUUGCAUCUCUGAAUGAUUGCCGUGAAGAAAAAAUAAGGAAGCUCACACCUGGUGAAAUGGAUGAAAUUCGAGAAAUAUUAUCAAGGAAUCUGUAUCAAAUCCGUCAGCGAACUUUGUCAUACAACAGACACAAUUUGACAGCAGACACAAGCGAGAGACAAGCCAAAGAGAUUCUGAUCCGCCGCAGGCACAGUUUGCGAGAAAGCAUCAGGAAAGACAACAGCCUGAAUCGAGAGCGCAGGGCUUCCACUUCAACAUCUAGAUAUUUAUCCUUACCUAAAAAUACAAAGCUGCCAGAAAAGCUACAAAAGAAAAAGAAUAUUUCCAAUACAGAAGAGGAAAGUCUAAGGAUUGCUGGUGAUAAUGGAGGGCGAGAUGGCAACAGCAGCGACUCAGACGUAGACACCGGGACCACCGUGCUCAACUUGCAACCCCGGACCAGGCGCUUCUUGCCAGAACAGUUCUCCAAGAAAGCCUCCCAGUCCUACAAGAUGGAAUGGAAGAACGAGGUCGAUGGGGAUUCCGGCCGAGGGCAGCCCAGCACGCCCCCAGCACCCCGCAGCAAAGAAGGGGGCACCCAGACGCCAGGCGUGCUGCGCCAGCCCCUUCUCUCCAAGGACGGCUUUGGCCGUGGGAGGGAAGACAGUUUGACUGAAGACAUGCCACCCAGGCCUCCUCCCAGGCUGGUCCGCAGGGCAUCUGAACCUGGAAACCAGAAAGCCCGAUUCGGGAGCGAAAAGCUCUGAGGGAAGUGGCCAAGGCAGAUCAGGGUCGGCUGACCCCUCCAAGCAAACCCGAAGCAGCAGUGGAAUUCCCUUAAGAUCCCCGAUCCGAAAGCUGUCUUUGGAUGGUAGAGUCAAUAGUGAUUAUUGGGAUGAGUUUGUAUCCCAAGAAGGGGGAAAUCAGAGACUAAGUUAAAUCCCACAAAAUAUCUUCUGUGACUUGUUGCUUGCAAAUUGUACUCUAUGAAGGACUGAAGAAAAAAAAAAAAGUGUGCCUUUAAAAUCGAACUUGAACAACAGAACUUGAAAAUUUUAACACACCCUUGUUGGUGGAAAUUUUAAUAUAUUACACAUAUGCCUCUAAUUUUAUUUAUGAAAAAAAAUGUGUAUGUCUGUAGCAGAUCAGUUUUUAAGUGAAUGGCACUAAAAGUUCCUACAGCAUCUUUCCAAGGGUUAGUGGUCAGUUUCUAAGGGGUGAAUCCUAAACUCAGGUAGGGACCUCUCCCUAUGCUGAGCUGUGGUCCUGUUGGUAAAGGAGGAGCAGAGUCUGUAGCAGAGGCAUGUCAUGACUAUUGAAUUGGGAACAUAAUCAGAGGAAGUGACCUGGCUUCCAGUGUUUGGACUAGCCUCCUCACACUCCUGUGAAACAAGAGUUAGCUGUUCUUAAUUGUUCAUCCGUGUACCAUGUGUUUGGGGGUGACAUAUAAGUUCCAUCUGCCCUUCUUUUUUGAUGUUUUUCAUGGCGCAAAGAGAAAUUCUGCCAGGGACAAAAUCAGCCUACUGCAUUUGAUAGAUUUGGUGGCAGCUACUGAGAAUUCCCACCCUAGAGAGGUUCCUGUGACCAGUGGGAAAGAGGUAGGACCUGCUUACUGUGAGAUGGCAGGUUUUAUAUUGUGCAAUAUUGGGAGGAGGAUGUGGAUGAUUCCUUUCACACACAUCUAUGGUCACCUGCUUUAAUAUAAUUUUUCUGUAGAACAUUCUAGAAUUUGGAGUCCAGAUCAAGCGGACAAAGAUGAACGUUUAUAGAAACAGUAUUCUAAAGUUUAAUGGAUUGGUGAGAUUUCAGGUUUUGACUUUUUGUUUAGGAAGCACUUUGGAGAAUGUGGGAAUCCUAUUUUUUUUUCUUUUUUUGCACUAGUCUGUAAUUUACCUCUUCACCUUCAAUAAUGCAGUGACUCAAAUUCUUCCUAUAAAAUUGGAUUCUACUCAUUGGCGUACUUUUUUAGAUGUAGAGCAGAAAGAAAAGUGUAUGAAUAUUUAAAUCACUGUCUCUUAAACUGCAGAUUUUAUUGAAUUGUCAUUUUUUUUUUCCUGAAUAAUCCCUCUUUAAAAUUUAGCAGGUACAAGAUUCUAAAUUUCUGGGUUUAGAUAUUAAGUGAAGCCAUUCAUGUACUUUCUUGGUUUUAUAUUGGAAACUUUCCACACCCUGCAAAGGAUAUAAGUGACCGCGGUAUGACAGGGGGAGGAACAAGAAUAAAUUAAACAAAAAGAAGACAGUCCCCAGUACUCCUUCUCAGCCCCUCCUCCACCCCAGCAACAUGGAGACAUUUUCUUUCCUUGUUUCUUAUGUUCUAAAAUCUGGGAAUACUAUCGGUGGCUUGCAUGAGACAGGGAGGAGGGUACAGAAGGGACAAGUUGAAAAGAGCACAAGACCUUCCCCAACAAUCCUAGGCUGGUCAGUGGGAAGCAUUGGAGAAGGCAAUUAGAAAGCCAUAUGCCUAGGACUCUGUGCCAAAAAUCCGAGUUUUAAAUGAAAAUAUUAGUAUCAAAUAUGCAUUCCUUCUACUGAAAAGAAAUUAAAACUGACACAGAAUUUUAUGAUUGAAAUAUAAUUUAUCAAAAGAUGUAAUGUGUAUUUUUGAGAAUGCCAAGGGUGAAUUUUCAGAAUACUUAAUUUUUGAAAUCUGCAAAUUAAGAUAGAAAUUAAAAAUGACCUUUAAAAAUAAAUUUCCCGGUUUCUAUAUUAAUAAACAUUAUACUUGAGUUUAACUUUCUGGAAUGAAAACAUGAAAAAAAAAAAAAAAGUAAAAGUCAAAUAAAGAGUUUGAAUGACAUUGUAUAGAUUUCUGAAAAAGAGUACUGGAGUCAUUUUGUCUUAAUUAUUAUCUGUUUAAUUAUUUUUAUUCAUUGAAUGGCAAAGGCAAUAAAAAAUAAAUUUGACUUUA
Messenger RNA from Sciurus carolinensis (gray squirrel), 4913 nucleotides. RefSeq names its product solute carrier family 9 member A2 (gene Slc9a2). Gene Ontology annotation, molecular function: sodium:proton antiporter activity. The coding region runs from base 292 to 2772 and encodes 826 amino acids. Gene Ontology annotation, biological process: proton transmembrane transport; sodium ion transport; regulation of pH. Gene Ontology annotation, cellular component: membrane. The record is from RefSeq and is a predicted model, not a curated record. The transcript has 13 exons. NCBI's taxonomy places the organism in Eukaryota, Metazoa, Chordata, Mammalia, Rodentia, Sciuridae.